AUGUCUUCAAGCUCAUCAUUGUUUUCCUUGUCGCCGGUCGCGACGCCGGAGAUGGCCAACACACCCGCGACACAAAGUUCAGUGCUUUUUGAUGACGACGUGGUGGCCGAUCCUCUGGACAUAGGAGGCGCCAGCUCUUCCUUUAUCAUGGUCGUCGGCGGAUUGGGAUACAUCGGCUCGCAUACAACACUAGAGCUGCUCAAGGAAGGAUACAACGUUCUUGUCAUUGAUGACCUCAGCAACUCGUACGAAAAUGUCUUGAGCAGAAUCAGGGUCCUCGCAGAGGAAUUCUGUGCUGCCCAAGGACGACGUGUACCAGCCCUUCACUUUGAACAGCUGGAUUAUCGGAGCCCUCAGAUGCAGGCGGUACUGGCCAACUACUCAUCGUAUUCCGUCAGCAGUAAACCAACAUCAGCACUAGCUCGUUUCCCAUAUUCGAACCUGCAGCGGACAGACUCCGGGAUUGAGAUGGAGACAAGCGAAACCCCACAGCCCACAGUCGAGCGUCGGUCGAGGAUAACAGGCGUUAUUCAUUUUGCCGCCUACAAGUCCGUUGAGGAGAGUAUUCGCAUGCCUUUGAGGUAUUAUAGCAACAACGUUUGCGGCCUGGUGGAUUUCCUCGGCCUUCUCGAAGAGUUUGGUAUCAAGAACUUUGUCUUCUCGUCAUCAGCCACGGUGUAUGGUGAAGGUGCCAACUGCGGUGUGCCUCUGCGUGAAGAGCUGUGCGUACAUCACCCCGAGUCCUUUGUUGAUAGCCAAGGAUUCGAGCGUCGAGCAUUGCCGGGCGUACUGGGUCUCACUUCGCCCUACGGACGAUCAAAGUUCAUGUGCGAAUCCAUACUCGCAGAUCUUGCUCUGGCGGAUCCGACAUGGUCCAUCACUGCGCUGCGAUACUUCAAUCCGGUCGGCUGCCACGAGUCGGGCAUACUCGGUGAAGAUCCCAGGCAGAAACCGAGCAAUCUGAUUCCAGUUAUUGCAACUGUUUUGACAGGAGCAAGGCCGGUAUUGGACAUAUUCGGUACCGACUGGAAUACUCCAGACGGAACUGCUGUGCGUGAUUUCAUUCACGUAGUCGACUUGGCCCGAGGUCAUAUCGCAGCUCUGGCAGCUUCAGCAGCUGGUCGCACCAAAGCACCGUUCCGAGCCUACAAUUUGGGUACUGGCAAAGGACACACCGUCCGCGAAGUGCUCAGCAGUCUGGAGGAUGCGUCUCAACGGAAGAUUCCAGCACGAGAGGUUGGACGACGCGCAGGUGACGUUGGCUUCUGUGUGGCAGAAGUGCAGCGAGCAGAGACAGAACUCCAGUGGAGGGCUGAAAGAUCUCUCCGGGACUGUGCCGGAGAUGUCUGGAACUUCACCAAGGGUCGUUGUCCCGAUGCACCAGAGAUUAUCAGUACGACGUGCUAG
This is a messenger RNA of Exserohilum turcica Et28A, 1407 nucleotides long. RefSeq lists its product as uncharacterized. The transcript is spliced from 3 exons. Gene Ontology annotation, cellular component: cytosol. The coding region runs from base 1 to 1407 and encodes 468 amino acids. Lineage: Eukaryota; Fungi; Ascomycota; Dothideomycetes; Pleosporales; Pleosporaceae. The record is from RefSeq and is a predicted model, not a curated record. Gene Ontology annotation, biological process: beta-D-galactose catabolic process via UDP-galactose, Leloir pathway. Gene Ontology annotation, molecular function: UDP-glucose 4-epimerase activity.